This is a messenger RNA of Planococcus citri (citrus mealybug), 2748 nucleotides long. It is a transcript of the gene Mcm10, whose product is annotated as minichromosome maintenance 10 homolog. The coding region runs from base 156 to 2627 and encodes 823 amino acids. The transcript has 11 exons. Gene Ontology annotation, biological process: DNA replication; DNA replication initiation. Gene Ontology annotation, molecular function: DNA replication origin binding; single-stranded DNA binding. Gene Ontology annotation, cellular component: nucleus; nuclear replication fork. The record is from RefSeq and is a predicted model, not a curated record. NCBI's taxonomy places the organism in Eukaryota, Metazoa, Arthropoda, Insecta, Hemiptera, Pseudococcidae.
GACCACCUGAGCAGUGACAGUGAGCACCCUCUUGAUUUCGCGGUAAAAUGUGUUUUGUGUUCUGUUUGAAUAUUUCAGAUUUCUUUCCUUUAAUUCCUUUUCUGUAUUUCGUAUCUCUUUUAAAGAAUCAUAAUCGUAAUAAAGUAAUUUAAUUAAUGGAUAAUAUUGACUUAUUGCUGGAAUCUCUUGACUCUCAUGUUACGAAAAAUGACGCCGAAGAGGAAGAUAUUUUUACCAAUGCUUUCGAAGACAGAAACACAAGUUUGAACCUCUCAUUUGAAAAUGAUAGUGAUUCUUUACCAAAAGGUACAGAAAUUGAAACAGCAAAGAAAUCUGUGGCUAAGAAGUAUUCCGAAUAUGGAUAUGAAAUUCAUAGACAGUUGAAGGAGAAAUUGAAAGCUUCUCAGAGCCAGGAUCGAUUCGAAACACAUGCCACUUCUUGGAAAUCUCAAUCAAGUGAGAAUAAAAAAAACAACACUCUUUCGGUGACACAAACUGUGAUAAAAAACGAUGUUUACGCGGAGCCAAUAUUUGGCCUCAGGCUAAUAAACCCCGUAGUAUCUUCUCAAUUCAUACAAUCCAAAAUGAUCGGUAGAACUCCGGUAACUUUGGCAAGAUUACAGAAUCACUUGAGCUGUGGUAAUAAAAACACGGACUGGGUGUUUGCUGGUGCUAUUGUUUUUAAAUCUGGAUUGAGAACUUCUCAGAAAGGAAGUCAAUAUUGUUUGUGGAAAAUCAGCGAUUUAAAAAACGAUUUAAAACAGGUGACAGUUUAUUUGUUUGGAAAAGCUGGUUCUGAGUUAUGGAAACAUGCUUUGGGAACAGUGGUUGCUAUACUGAAUGCUUCUUCUAUGAACAAGGACGAAGUUGCUUCGAAAGAUGAAAUUACUUUGAGUGUUAGAAAUGCCGAUCAAGUGAUGAUUUGGGGAAUGUCGAGAGACUAUGGAAUUUGCAAAGCAAAGAAGAAAAAUGGAGAAAACUGUACGUCUUUUGUGAAUAAAAGCGCAUGUGAAUUUUGCGUAUACCAUGUCAAGAGUGAAUAUAAUAAGUAUACAGGGAAGCGUUUUGACUUGCAAGCAUCAUAUUCCAAUGGUUUAACGGAAUUACGAAACAAAGUGUUAGGGAAAAAUGAGGUAUUUUAUGGUGGAAAGAGUUUUAGUGCCGUGAAACCUCCUUCAAAAAAUAACAAGCACCGACAAAAAGAUAUCAAUAUUCUUAAUAAUUUAUGUGUUAAAUCACCAACUGUUGAGCAGUUCAAAAAUCAAUCAAAAAGUUCCACUUCAGAUCAACAAACAUUAGAAAAACUGAAGGAAAAUGUUUCUAAUCCCGACACCCAGCAUAAGAAUAACUAUUACACCUGUGAUAAACCUUUAGUAUCUGCCAGAAUGAACGUACUUAAAGAAGCUGGUAAAAAAUUGCUUCAAACUGGUGAAGUUACCCGGAUAACGGCAGUUAAUAUAGAUAAAAGAAAAACAUUUGUAAGUUUUGCAACGGUGUUUAAUCCUGAAAGUACGAGUUCUAAUGAAGUCAUCAAAAGUUCUAUUCAAUGUGAAAGCAAUGCUUCCAAACCGAAAGAAAAUUCAAUUUCAACUGCUAGUGGAACUGAAAAGACGUCUACUCCAUUUAUUUUAAAGCCCUGUAAAGAAAUCGUUUUAGAUUUUGACGAACCGUUGUCCAAGAAAUCUACCGUCACUCAGAAAUCUGAAGAAACUUACAAAUCUGAACGUGCUAAAACUUUAGCUUCAUGUGUCCGCAGCUCUCGGAAUACUUCAACUUUACAAUCAAGUUUACAUUCUCCAAAAAUCUCAAACUCUUCUCAGAAAUCAAUAUCGCAAUCUCCGACGAAUCGGCAGAACAAAAAUACGUUAAAUUCGGAGCAGGAAUAUUUUUUGAGAACGAAAAUGCAAUCUCUUGAACGUUGUAGUGCUCCACAACCUUCCAACUCUAUACAUAAAAGAAGGCUUGAUCAGGCUAAGAUGAAUGCCAUUCGUCUCAUAAAACAAGAAGGUGGAAUAUCUAAAACUAAUCCCAAUCAAGUAAGACCAGUUAAUGAUGGGAAAAGAACUGCAGCAGUUAAACGAGCUUUGGAAGAAAAUGAUGAACGGGAGGAUGAAGAAAUUUCAGAGUUGGAUUCAGUCAAGAAAUCUGUUUUAUCUAAACGAUUCGUUGAUCUCAUGAAUGCUCAGUCCACUCAUGAAAAUUUAGCUCAAUUAGCUGCAGAUAUGGAAGAGCAAAACUACUUUAAUAAAAUGGAGAAAAAAGAACAACUCGAAGAAAAAAUGCUGUCUACUUAUAAAGUUGCUUGCAAAGCAGUGUCCUGUCUCAAGUGCAAGUACAAAUGGUUCUCCGCCUCAGAUUUGUGUAAAGCCGAAGGACAUCCAAUCAAAGUGAUAGAUGCGAUGAAGCGUUUUUUCAAAUGUCAGAAUUGUUCAAAUCGGACGAUUAGUUUAGACAUAGUCCCAUUGAUUAGCUGCAAAAAUUGUGGCAGUUCCAAAUGGUCAAGAGCACCAAUGAUAAAAGAAAAAAUUUGCCGAAAUAGUUCCACAUUAAGCAUACGAGGAGAUGAAGUUAAAUUUUUGGACUCAUUCGGACAAAAACAGAAUCUGAAUUUAUUAGUUCCCGAAUAAUAAUUUAAGAAUCGAUUAUGAAAUCAUCGUUUAUUUUUUAAAAACAUUUUAUCGACAAAAUAUACAUUUUAAUACAAAGCGAAAAUACUAAAUACAUACAAUAAUAGUUAUUAUCAAACCG